GUGUGUGCGUGUGUCGGGACCGAAGCGCACCCUGGCGCCGGUUGCUCCUGGGGCUUCAAGUCGCUGCCGAGUACCGAGCGUGGGGAGUUGGCGCUGGGGCUCUGGGGAGGAGGCCUGUCGCCAUUGAUCUUACUUCGUGGUUACCGGUCGCUUGCGUAUCUGGGGCGGGGAGGGGGAGAGCGGGGCUGGGUUAGCUUAGGGAUGAGCCCCUGCGCGUUUUAGACCGAGAACGUUCGGUCCCCGAUGGCCCGGUAACGGUGCUGAGGGCGGCUGGCUUGAUGUUCCCCCACCCCGGCAGUCAUGACCCGCCCCGCCCUCAUCGCCUUCACCCCGGCCCGGGACUCGAGUGAUCUCUGGAAGGACGGGCGGCAGCAGCCGGAACCGGAGCCUCCCCUGGACGGUGCCGCCGCCCGGAACUUCUAUGAAGCUCUGGUCGGGGUGGAGGGAGACGCCCCCCGAGGGUCCCCGGGACCCUCGCGGGUGCCUCCCAAGGGGAGAAAGCGGACGCGGGCGACUAGGCUGGAGAGGCCCCCCGAGAGCGAUGGGGCCUGGGACCGCCAGACGGCGCGGCUCCUGCGGGCUGCCCAGGCCGGGGACGUGGGGCAGCUGCGCGCCCUGUUGGAGCCUCGAGGCCCGGGCGCCCGCGGGGGCGACGUCAACGCUCGGGACGCCUUCUGGUGGACCCCGCUGAUGUGCGCCGCCCGGGCGGGGCAGGGGCUGGCCGUGCGCUACCUCCUGGAGCGAGGAGCCGCCUGGGUGGGCGUCUGUGAGCCCGGAGGCCGCGAUGCGGCGCAGCUGGCCGAAGAGGCCGGCUUCCCCGAGGUGGCCCGGCUGGUCCGAGAGAGCGGUGGAGAGAAGCGCCCCGAGAGCCGGCCCUGCUCUCCAUUGCCAAAAUACUGUGAGACUUGUAGUUCCCAUUACCGAGACCCUAAUCACAACAGCUCUACUGCUCACCUCCUGUCCCUGUCCCAUGGGCCUCAACCACCCCCCUUGCCUCCAGGAGUCCCUGCCUCUAGCCCUGGCUUUCGGUUAUUAGUAAAGGGGGGCUGGGAGCCUGGAUUGGGACUGGGCCCCCGGGGUGAGGGGCGGACUGCUCCCAUUCCUACAAUCCUCAAGAGAGACCAGGAAGGUUUGGGAUAUAGGCCAGCUUCCCAACCCCGAGUCACACAUUUCCUUGCUGGGGACCUUCGGGCUGUGGCUGAAAGGAAAAGAGCGCCUCGAGCUGCCACUUUGGGCAAGAGAGAGGAGAGACAUCGAGAGGAGAAGAGUCGAGCCUGGGAGCGGAAUCUACGGACUUACAUGAACCUUGAUCUCUAAUCAUGACUACAUGAACUGUGAUUUCUGAUCACAGACUCUUUGGAGACCCGUGACUGCCUAUACACAAGGGUCGUUACUGCUGACAUCUGACCCUGAACUUGGAAUUUGAGUCUUUCUGGAACUGGAAUCUUGGAUUUUCUAUUCUUUAGUUUGAUUUAGCGUUUGCUGGAGGGAAAUUGCAAAGGUUGAUUCGUCCUUAAAGUUGAGAAAAAAACCUG
Messenger RNA from Trichosurus vulpecula (common brushtail), 1535 nucleotides. RefSeq names its product G-patch domain and ankyrin repeats 1 (gene GPANK1). The coding region runs from base 301 to 1317 and encodes 338 amino acids. Lineage: Eukaryota; Metazoa; Chordata; Mammalia; Diprotodontia; Phalangeridae. The record is from RefSeq and is a predicted model, not a curated record. Gene Ontology annotation, molecular function: protein binding; nucleic acid binding. The transcript is spliced from 2 exons.